AUGUCUGACAUGGUCAAUAUCAACAAACUCAUUUUGGUCACAGAGCGAAUCACAAAGUUAACAACUGGGUGCCAUACUAUUCUCGAAAAUUUAGCUCAUGAAUUCAGCAAUGACAAGACGGUACUGAGAUUCUAUGCUGGUUUUGUUGAAGACGUUUUAUUCAAUGCUGAGUUCGCUCAAGAAAUGUACACUGACGCUUCAGUUCUCGAAGAGGAAGAUAGUAAGAGAGUUGAGAUGGUCAUUACAAAGAGUAAUAGAAGAAUUGUUCCUUUAUCAGAGUCUGUUGAUAAUGGCUCUCUAAGUUAUGAGAAAUCCUUUAAUGAGAAGCUUGAAAAGGCAAAAGAUGCAUUCCAAGAAAACAGAAAACGGUCUCUAGAAAUUUUGAGUGUGAACAUGAAUGAUGAUAAGGAAUCUGACUUGGGAACUGAUGCAUUUGAGAAUCCACUUGUGAAGAAAGAGUCCAUGUUCAAGCUAGCACUGAACACGCCAACAGUUGAUUUAGCACAAAAGAUUCUUUUUUAUUGUUUGAUUGGCCUAAUGUUUAGUUUGUUAAUUGCAGGAUUUGUAAUGUCUGUUCAAUUUUCCAUUUCUGCAUUACAAGAAGUUCCAAGAGUCAAGACCACUUGUAAAACAUUGAUAUCUCCCAUCUCUACAAUAUCUGAUUUAAGAAUGAAACAAUUAUUGAUAACUGCUUUCAAUGAUUCAAGAAUCAAUCCACCAACAAGCACCCUUAAACAACAAAAGAUUAACACGAUUCAAGACUUUGAGAAAUUAUUUACAGAAAGAAUUUUAUCACAUAACAAGGCCCUUGAUGAUCUUUCACAUUUGGCUAAUUAUGGUGAACUUUCAGACGAAAUGUUGACGGAUUAUAAACAGAAUAGAUUUAUCCUUAAACUUCCAGAAAUUCCACAUGGUAGCCCAUUAGAAAGGUAUGAUGGUUAUUUUGAAACCAACACAUCAGUGACUGAAAUUUCACAAGCAAUUAGGAGAUAUGCCGACACAUUUUUGUACACCAAUUUAACAGCUAUUGAGACAACUACUGAUUAUUCCUUCAUGUUUUUCUGGUAUAACAAGUACAUUCUUCAAGAUUCAUUGGAGGGAUUUUGCUAUGAGUUUAUCCAAAGAAGUCAAGAACAAAUCAGCAAAAUUCAAUUCUCGUUCAUGAUUUUUUUGAUAGUUAGCUCUGCAACAAUAAGUGUAAUUUCUACACUAGUUAUUUCCUUCCUCGUUUACAAAACAUACUUCAUUGAUGGAAGUAUUAAGCUAUUCUCCAAAACAUUAGCAAAGGAUGCAAUCGGAAAAGUUUACCACAGAUUGGGUAAGAUUGUUAAUGAAAGAGCAUCUACUCAUGUAUCCAAGCAUUCGCUCUUCAGACCUAGAAAUUUGAUUGUUCUUUUUGGACUGGCUUUAACCUUAAUACUAAUUGCUUCAAACGGAUUAUUCUUUGUUCAAGUGAUUUUGAACUGUACUGAUGGAACUGAUGUUAUGGAUGAUGUAAAGUAUGUAUUUUGA
Molecule: messenger RNA, 1512 nt
Organism: Naegleria gruberi
Lineage: Eukaryota; Heterolobosea; Eutetramitea; Acrasida; Naegleriidae
Exons: 1
Coding region: 1-1512 (503 amino acids)
Source: RefSeq, a predicted model, not a curated record